Acinonyx jubatus (cheetah) is the source of this 6654-nucleotide messenger RNA. RefSeq names its product cyclin dependent kinase 19 (gene CDK19). Lineage: Eukaryota; Metazoa; Chordata; Mammalia; Carnivora; Felidae. The transcript has 13 exons. Gene Ontology annotation, cellular component: nucleus; cytosol; mediator complex. The record is from RefSeq and is a predicted model, not a curated record. The coding region runs from base 858 to 2186 and encodes 442 amino acids. Gene Ontology annotation, molecular function: cyclin-dependent protein serine/threonine kinase activity; RNA polymerase II CTD heptapeptide repeat kinase activity; ATP binding. Gene Ontology annotation, biological process: protein phosphorylation.
CGGGGGGCGUCGGUCCGGUUCCGGAGGGCGCCUUCCGCGUGCAUGGAGCUGGCGGCGGGACUCGAGUUGGGACCUCGGCUGGAGGUGGAGUUUGUGGGGUCUGGUCUCUUGGGGAGACGCCGAGGGCUGGGAGAGCUUUGCCGAGUUGCCGCUCCGGCCCUGGGCUGGUGACGGUCGUUGUGGAACUUCCAAUCGGCUAAGCGCCUCCCGGGGGCGGCGGUUUGAAACCUAGCGGAGGAGCUGGUCGGGCGGCUGGGGUCUUAGCCAGACUCUAGGGUCUGACCCACCGCGCAUCUCUGCCCUUGGGGCCAGCCAGCCCAUUGGCUUCUCAGCGUAGUCCCGCGUCCCUGUCUAUACCCGGCGACUUCUGGAUCCCUGCUCAUUCGCCCCCGAUUUCGCUUUUUCACAUUCUGAAUUCCGCACUUUAACUCGAAUGUAGGACCUCCUCGGAGACUAACCGCGUUUUGCCCGCAGAACUUCAGAGUUCGCCUAGUUUUUUGGUAACUCGUAUUCUCCCCCCCGUUGGAUAUUCUUAUGCUUUCCACUCCAUCCCCUGGCUAAAUGACUGCGUGCUGGGGUUUAUCCAGCACCUAGAUUAUCCGGAACGGAAUGCAGAGUGACAGAGAUCUGGGCCUGAAUCUUUGUUUACCUGGGAUUUGAGGGAGAACCUUAGUAACCUCUUAGGAAGCCUUUAUUGAUUGUUCUCUUAGGAGAUGGCGAGCUGGAUUCUGUAUUGAGAACGCCUAUCCUUCGUCCUGUAGGGCAGACGGGCUCUAGGACAGGUGGAACCAGCUGCCGGCGAAGGAAAAGAUGAAAAGGAAUAUGCAUUGAAGCAAAUUGAAGGCACAGGAAUAUCCAUGUCGGCUUGUAGAGAGAUUGCACUUUUGCGAGAAUUGAAGCACCCUAAUGUGAUCGCAUUGCAGAAGGUGUUCCUUUCUCACAGUGACAGGAAGGUGUGGCUGCUCUUUGAUUAUGCAGAACAUGAUUUGUGGCACAUUAUUAAGUUUCACCGUGCAUCAAAAGCAAAUAAAAAGCCCAUGCAGUUGCCAAGAUCUAUGGUCAAAUCAUUACUUUACCAGAUUCUUGAUGGUAUCCAUUACCUCCAUGCAAAUUGGGUGCUUCACAGAGAUCUGAAACCAGCAAAUAUCCUAGUAAUGGGAGAAGGUCCUGAAAGGGGGAGAGUCAAAAUAGCGGACAUGGGUUUUGCCAGAUUAUUCAAUUCUCCUCUAAAGCCACUAGCAGAUUUGGAUCCAGUAGUUGUGACGUUUUGGUAUCGGGCUCCAGAACUUCUGCUUGGUGCAAGACAUUAUACAAAGGCCAUUGAUAUAUGGGCAAUAGGUUGCAUAUUUGCUGAAUUGUUGACUUCAGAACCUAUUUUUCACUGUCGUCAGGAAGAUAUAAAAACAAGCAAUCCCUUUCAUCAUGAUCAACUAGAUCGGAUAUUUAGUGUCAUGGGGUUUCCUGCAGAUAAAGAUUGGGAAGAUAUUAGAAAGAUGCCAGAAUACCCUACACUUCAGAAAGACUUUAGAAGAACAACGUAUGCCAACAGUAGCCUCAUAAAGUACAUGGAGAAACACAAGGUCAAGCCUGACAGCAAAGUGUUCCUCUUGCUUCAGAAACUCCUUACUAUGGAUCCAACCAAGAGAAUUACCUCGGAGCAAGCUCUACAGGAUCCCUAUUUUCAGGAGGACCCCUUGCCAACGUUAGAUGUCUUUGCUGGCUGCCAGAUUCCAUACCCCAAACGAGAAUUCCUUAAUGAAGAUGAACCUGAAGAGAAAGGUGACAAGAACCAGCAGCAGCAGCAGAACCAACAUCAGCAGCCCGCAGCUCCCCCGCAGCAGGCAGCAGCGCCCCCGCAGGCGCCCCCGCCGCAGCAGAACAGCACCCAGACCAACGGGACCGCGGGCGGGGCCGGGGCGGGCGCCGGGGGUGCGGGAGCCGGGCUGCAGCACAGUCAGGACUCCGGCCUCAAUCAGGUGCCUCCGAACAAGAAGCCCCGCCUCGCGCCCUCGGGCGCCAACUCCGGCGGGCCCGUUAUGCCGGCAGAUUAUCAGCACUCCAGUUCUCGCCUGAAUUACCAAAGCAGCGUUCAGGGAUCCUCCCAGUCCCAGAGCACACUCGGCUACUCCUCCUCGUCCCAGCAAAGCGCGCAGUACCACCCGACUCACCAGGGCCACCGCUACUGACCGCCGCGGCCCAGGGCACAGACCCUAGCAAUAUGAUGUCCGCAUGGAAAGCAACCAAAAAUGCAGACGAUGCUGCCGUUUAAAACUCACCCACUUGGGCGGAAGACUACAUACUGAGCAUUUUGCAGGACUGACGGACGUCUCUUCUUUACUGACUUUAAAGAAGAUUUUUGUGAAGUUUCCCUGACACCAUUUCCCUGCAUGUGUUCCAUUGUGACUUUGAUACAGCGUCUGAUCUAAUCCCAGCACUUAACUUCUGUAACCUUCAGCAUUUUUUGGAAGGAUUUCCUGGUGCACCUUUCUCAUGCUGUAGCAAUCACUAUGAUUUAUCUUUUCAAAGCUCUUUUAAUAGGAUUUUAAUGUUUUAGAAACAAGACUCCAGUGGUGUAUAGUUUUCUACUUCAUGAACUGAUCUAGCAACACAGGUAAAAAUGCACCUUUUAAAGCACUACGUUGUUUUCACAGAAUAUGACUGUUUUGCUCAUGGAAGUCUUAAACAGAAACUGUUACUGUCCCAAAGUACUUUGCUGUUAUGUUUUUAUUUAUCUAGUUUCAGGGAAGGUCUAAGAAAAGACACACAGUGGGACAGAGGGAACCUACAACCAAAAACAGCCUAGAUCUUCGCAGUUACUAUGCUUUAUGCUCUGAAGAACUGAAUUGUGUGGUAAUUUUGACAUAAUCAAUCAUCCAUAUGGAACGUAGUUCCCAGAAUCACCUUAUUCUGAAGAGUAUUCAGUAAGAAUUCUAAUUUAACCUUCAUGUAGCUAAGUCUGCCUUGAAAAAGGGUUUCAAGAGCUUCGAUGAAAUACAGCCCUCUGGUGCCCCACACCAGAAAGUGGAAGAGAGUAUUAACUGCACUAGGGUUUCUUUAAGGAGUAAUGUUGAUCAAAGGAUGAUGUAUCGUUUACCUUUGAAGGAAAAGCUUUGAGUGUGUAUUGUACAUAAAGUUGGCUUCUCUAAAGAACUGUUGGUUUCUUCGCAUCUGGGCCAGCUUGAGUCACUUCCUUACAUAAUCAAGAGUACUCAAAUAGAAGCCUGCAAAAUUAAUUUGCAAAUUAAUCUGCUUUUAAAAUUAAGAGCAGUGUUCUCCAUUCAUAUUUGCAUUAGACAUAGAGUGACUAUUUUUAAAGCAUGUUAAGAAUUUAGGUUUUAUUCAUGUUUGAAGUAUGUAUUAUGUAUGCAUAAUUUUGCUGUUGUUACUGAAACUUAAUUCUAUCAAGAAUCUUUUCAUUGCACUGAAUGCUUUCUUUGCCCCUAGGAGAAAACUUAAUAAUUGUGCCUAAAAAACUAUGGGCAGAUAGUAUACACGACUAUACAAGAUAAAGUGCAUAUUUGCAUUUCCAUGAUCUAUGAAUUAGAGGCUGAGUUCUUUAGCCAGUGAAAGGACCGCCUCACCCCCCAGAGUCACAGGAAAUAUAGAGUCUUAGAGCUCCCAUUGUAAUGUAAGGGGCAAGAAAUUUGUGUUCUUCUGAAUGCUACUAGCAGCACUAGCCCUGUUUUAAACGUUUUCUUGAGCUAGAAGAAAUAGCUGAUUGUUGUAUAUGCAAGUUAUAUGCAUUUUUUAAACGAUUCUUUGUGAACUUAUCUACCUGGUAAUGAUACUCUGGGUCCAUAUACAAGUAAAGUAAGAUUUUAGACAGAAGCCAGUAUACAUUUUGCACUAUUGAUGUGAUACUGUAGCCAGCAAGGACCUUACUGAUCUCAGCAUAAUAAUGCUUAUUAAUAAUAAAAGCUGUAUAGUGACACUCAUCAAACAUUGAAGAUGAAACAGUUGACAUACUCCAUUGGAAGGAAUUUCUAGUUGUCUCUCUGAUAAUUCACCCCUUCCAUUUUUGUUUGUUUGUUUGUUUGUUUGUUUUUAAGGAGAAGUUAAUAGCCCUCCGCAUAAUGUAGCUACCUGUAUAUAGUUCUGUCCUGUGCCCUGAAGCCUCACUGUCCAGAGUUAUUGGUCAUCAGAUGCUCACUGCACCCUCACCAUGUGCCCAGUGCCAUGCUGGGUGGAAGCCACAAAGGGCAAGACAUACUUCCUGUCCUUAAGGAACUUAUGAUCCAUUCCAUGACAGAAAGUUCUCCGGGGAUGAUAGGAAUGGCUUAUGAGUGUGAUGGUCCUUUUGUUUACUUCUAAACUCACUUGGAUAGAGUUAUUAUUCCAAAUUCUGCUGUGUAAUAAACUGUUACCAAGAGGUGUUCGUCCACCUCUGAGAAAGCCAGCGAUGAAAUAGCACAACAGGCAUUACUUAGGUUUGAAAUGUUCACAGCAGCCUUUCAACAACAAUGGGGUGGACCUUAUAGGCAGAACGCACUCCUUAAGCGGUUGUAGGAAAUUAAAUGAAAGCAGAAGCCCUGUUGCUGACCUAAGGGGGCCCUUAACAUUUAACAAGAGAAAAGCCCAAAUAAAAUAAAAUAUGGACCAAAAUACCAUGCCCCUUGAUACUUUAUAAGCAACUUGGAUAUACAGUUCUUGUGAUAUGUGUUUGUAUAAUCACAGGACUACCCUGCUUUCCUUGCAUAUAGCUAAUUUUAUUGUCAGAACUGAUAGGCAAACCAUGAGGGGAUUUCAUCAGUUUUUCCUAAUACACAGUGUUCUCCAAGAUACAGCCAGGUAUCCCCGUUCCUCUGGUCACUGUGCUCAUACUGGCCCUUUUCUUCUUGUUCUUGCCUUGGAGUUGGUGAUGCCCACUGGUGCCCAUUACCCUUGAAAUAAUCGUGGUUCAUGAUUUCCUUUUCCCUGUAAAGGGGAACAAAGCCUUUAACAUAUGUAUGGACCCUAAACUGGGACCUCGGGGGAGAUCUGUGAAGCUUUUUGACGUUAAAAUUUACCUCUGUGGUCCCCAAGUGACCUCAUUCCAGAAAACUUAUUACUGUCAUGUUCCCUGAGGACGCAGGGGGAGGGGGACAUCCCUCAGCCCAUGAGAACACCCAAAGGAAGAAAGGUUAUUGAAAGGAAAAAAGGAGGGGCACCUGGGUGGCUUAGUCGGUUAAGCGCCCGACUUCUCACAGUUCCGUGAGUAGUUCGAGCCCCACGCCACACUCCAGACUGACAGCUCAGAGCCUGGAGCCUGCUUCAGAUUCUGUCUCCCUCUCUCUCUGCCCCUUCCCCACUGGCGCUGUGUCUUUCUGUCUCUCAAAAAUGAAUAAACAUUUUAAAAAAUUAGGAAGGAAGGAAUAAAAGUGAAGGUUUUCUGCCCUCCAUAUUCAAAUCAGUUUUCGAAUUAGCUUUCUGGUGAGAAGUGUGUUUGGGAUAAAGGGAUUCUAGAAGUUUCAGGACAGCUGAGCUCAAGGGUGAGGGAGUCUGGCGGCAGGGCUGUUACUAUGAGCUGAAGCAAUCCUUGUGAUGAAAGUGGAUCCUGCAGUAACAUACAAAAGCCAAGGACCUGUAUAUUUUUAUAUCUGUGUGGUUUUAAAAUUUUAGUACUUAGAACUUUGGUCUUCUGCACUACUCUUUGGCUCUUAUAAACAUAAUUUACAUGUAAGAAUGGAAAGGGACAAUAUUUGCCUCCAUGUUCCCUGCCUCAUCCCCAGGGAAGCAACUGCUGGUUGUAUGCCUCUAAAACGAUGCUGUUUUCUCUGCUAAGGGUAAAAGAAAAAAAAUGUUGGAUGAUAAGAUUUGCAGCUUAAUCUGCUUUGAAUAAAACCAUGGCGCAGAAACUAUACGAUGAAGGAAGAAUUCUAUGAAAAUUGCAAAUCCUAAACUCUGUGGCGAUAUCUUUCUAGGGAGUGGAGAAAGGCAGCGAAAUGGCAGGUAGCCUAAAGGAGGCUUGAAGGAUUCAAAUAUAAGUAAUGUUUUAUAUCAAACAUAGCAGUUUAGGCCCCCGUAAUCUUCAAGAGUAGUCACAGAUGUCAUAAAACAAAGUUCAUUGUUUUAGGAUUUUUUAAAAAUGUGUUGUACCUAAGGCCAUACUUACUCUUCUAUGCUAUCACUGCAAAGGAGUGAUAUGUAUGUAUUAUAUGAAAAAAAAAAUCCUUAAUGCACUGUUAUCUCCUAAAUAUUUAGUAAAUUAAUACUAUUUAAUUUUUUUAAAGACUUGUCUGUGUAGACACUAAAAGUAUUACACAAAAUCUGGACUGAAGAUGUCCUUUUUAACAACAAUUUAAAGUACUUUUUAUAUAUGUUAUGUAGUAUAUACCCUUUCUAAACUGCCUAGUUUGUAAUUCUCAUAAUUCCUACUUGUGAAGUGUACCUGUCUUUGUCUCUCUUUUCAGUCCAUUUCUGCACGCACCCCUCUUUCUAUGAUUAUAGAGAUGACUGUGUAUAUGCUUUACACUCUGCUGCGAGGUGCACACUCAGAGCCGGCUGCACUCCGGUGGGGCAUGUUCCGUGGGGUGCAGGAGGGCAACCACUUUGGAGCUGAGUGUUUCCCGCUUUUGAGUUGUCCUGACAUCCUUCUUGAAAUGACUGUUAAAACUAAAAUAAAUUACAUUGCAUUUAUUUUAUAUUCUCGGUUGUAAUAAAAUUUAAUUGACUUUG